This is a messenger RNA of Penaeus vannamei (Pacific white shrimp), 2193 nucleotides long. The record is from RefSeq and is a predicted model, not a curated record. NCBI's taxonomy places the organism in Eukaryota, Metazoa, Arthropoda, Malacostraca, Decapoda, Penaeidae.
UGAGUGUUGGUAGUGUGGGGUGUAUUUGGGAAGGCAUUCUGAAAAUACUCAAUGACUCGCUUGAAAGUAGCAAUUGCAUGCCUCUGAAACCACGGCGGGGAACAUCGGAAGCGCGUUCUUCCUCGGGAAAGCUUCAGUUUGACGUAGAAAAGGGAAAUAGUGGUAGAAAAUCUUGACUAUGCUCUCUUACCGUUUGUUUUGGAAUCUCGGCGCAUGCGCACAAGUGGUCGGUGUCUGAAAGCUAAAUGUAAGGGAAACUAAAGAAAAUUUUAAGGAUGGUGAAUUUUUUUUUUUUUUUUUUUUGAGUGGGUGAAGAAACUGAAUAAAUAGUGUAAUGACAACAAAAUUAGUUGGCCAGAGAGAAGAAAAGGUCAUAUACAAGAAUCAAAUUAGUUUAACUAGAACAUGAAGGCAAUGGAUCAGGCUGCGCCAAUGAUAACAGUACCUGCCGGUGUGCUGAAGGAAUUCAUGUCUCCUGCCAAUUCCCGAACACCAACACCACCUGCAACGGCUUCUGUAACAACUUCAGCAGUAAGCAAGUCGUCCACACCAACACCAGCAGCUUCCUCAAAUUCUCGAACUCCAUCGCCCGCACUCCCAUCCUCCAGCGAAACCCCCUCCGCGUCUUUGCACGCCGAGAAGGUGUCGGUGGAUUCUCCAGCUCGAGUGUCUUUAACAAACGGGGAUAUAAAUAGUGAUUCGUCAACUCAGGAUGUUGAUCUACGGAUGGAAUCUGAUACCUCAGACGCAUCAUUGACAGAAAGUAGUAGAGCGGUAGAUGAAAAGACUAGUGUAGAAGGUGCAAGUGAAGGAAUUGUUAACGGAACUGGAGUCAAAAGACCAAGUGAUGAAGAUAAUGAGUUAAAGAAACCAGAUUUAAAGAAAAUCAGAGUGUUUGCACCAGCAGAAGAAGACGGCUUUAAAAAGGGAGAUAUUAGUAUAGCGGUUCAAGAAUUCAACCAGCAUCUGGACAAAGCAUCAAAAAAACUAGAAGAGGCAGGAAAGACUGACUUGGAUAAUAUUAAAGCAGAUUCUUUUAAUAGUGCAAACUCCUUUUUUAAUGACGAUAAAACGAAUCAUACUGUACAGCCUCCGGCAAAUAAUGUUAGAAGUUACGAUGUUGAAGUAAUAUCCUCACCUAGCAAAGACAUAGAGGUGCUGCCUGUAUUGCCAAAUGACAAAGACAAGGAAACAUUAACACCAGUCUCUGUGGAGAAAGCACCGGCACAAGACAGGGAAAGUAAACAUAUAAAGAAGAAACUACAAAGGCUUUCAAGAAAAGAUCUUGAGAAUAUGAUAAUGAGACUUUUCAGUGAGAAGAUCUUACACCAGACUGAAUUAGGAAAACUGAAGCAGCUUUGCGAAAGAUCUGAAUCGACUUUAGAAACAAACCGCAAGAAGACAGCACAGUUUCACAAAGAGGUUGAGGAUCUUCGGAAAGUGACCAACCGAUUGUCAGCUGAACACGCAGCGAGAAAAGGCCAAUAUGUCGCCCCAAUCAGAAUCAAAAGAUCGGUUGGAAUACAAGCCUCUCCUCACAUUAUUAAUAAGGGUAUAUUACAUGCUAAUGGAAGUGCGGGUGUGAUUAAGACUAUUGCCCCAAGAGCCUCUGCCCUGGUUGGAGUGGGUAAUGCAUCAAGUCCAAUUAGACCAACCACUGUACAAAGCACUGAUACUCGAAAACAAAGUAUCCCUCCUCCAAAUGUCACAUUUAAUACGCAGAUGAUUCCAACUUCCAGCAGUACUAAUAAUGUAGUCUCUGGUGGACCCGUUGGCCUUCUGGCAUCUUCUCAGGGUGUUAGUAACAUUGCAACAAAUUCUUCUCUCUCUACUGUAACAAACCCUGUUGCGAGCAUCGGCACAGUUCGCCCCAGUGCAGCAGGUCAGAUGCUGAUGGUUGCGCAGCCGGGCAUGAUGCAAACGAUUCCAAGGGCAAGUGGAGCAGGUGUUGUGAGUAAGACAACAUCAGCCGUAAUCCCUGUGGCCCAAAGAAGAGUUGUUCAUACCUCAUUAGUAGGAAACAGAGUGGCAGCACCACGUCCUGCCGGUCUUGGGCCAACCCCUGGAACACUCGUAAAAGUACCUGUAACUGGUGCAACUCAACUUGUAGCAAUACCUCAAGCUGGUCAAGUUGUUCUUCUGCCACCUGUCUCAGGCGGCCAACCAACUACAGCACUGGUAGUCAGUAAUGUG